Molecule: messenger RNA, 384 nt
Organism: Panicum virgatum (switchgrass)
Lineage: Eukaryota; Viridiplantae; Streptophyta; Magnoliopsida; Poales; Poaceae
Product: protein SMG5-like
Exons: 2
Coding region: 1-384 (127 amino acids)
Source: RefSeq, a predicted model, not a curated record
AUGGGAGGAAAGCCCUUCGGAUUCCUCCGGUCCUCCGAGGAGGAUAGCGAGGAAGAAAGCAGCAGCGGCGGCGGACGGAGUAGCGACGCCGAGACCGACGGCAGCGGCCGGAGCAGCGACGCCGAGACCGACGGCAACUGCAGCGCCUUUGACGGCGCCAGCGACGAUGACAACGACGAUGAUAGCGACGGCGGAGAUGCACCGGCUCGAAGCCCCAAGCGCCGUAGGACACAACUGAAGAAAUCCUUAGCACUGGAAGCCCAUCACAACAGAGAACCGCUGUUCAUGGAGUCGAUACUGGUACAACUGAAAUCCUUGAACAGCAAGAAACAACCAUCAUCCAAGCAGAAAUUCGCAGCGAAGAAACUGCAACAGAUGAUGUGA